Rhea pennata is the source of this 2850-nucleotide messenger RNA. It is a transcript of the gene ANOS1, whose product is annotated as anosmin 1. Gene Ontology annotation, cellular component: extracellular region; cell surface. The coding region runs from base 1 to 2040 and encodes 679 amino acids. The record is from RefSeq and is a predicted model, not a curated record. Gene Ontology annotation, molecular function: protein binding; peptidase inhibitor activity. NCBI's taxonomy places the organism in Eukaryota, Metazoa, Chordata, Aves, Rheiformes, Rheidae. Gene Ontology annotation, biological process: neuron differentiation. The transcript has 14 exons.
AUGGUGCGCGGGGCGCCCGGCGCGUCCCUGACCCUGCUGCUCUGGGUAACGGCCGCCUGCGGCAGCCCCGCCGCGCCGGCGGUUGGCGCGACCGCCGCUGCCCGCAAGCAGGACGAGGCUUUCUCGGCGGCCAGAUGCGCUUCCAGGUGCCUGAGCCUGCAGAUCACCCGCAUCUCCGCCUUCUUCAAGCAUUUCCAGAACAACGGGUCACUUGCUUGGUGCCAGAAUCAUAAACAGUGUUCAAAGUGCCUGGAGCCCUGCAAAGAAUCUUGGGACUUGAAGAAAAACCACUGCCAAAGUUUCUGUGAGCCUCUUUUCCCCAAGAAGAAUUAUGAAUGCCUAACUAGCUGUGAAUUCCUUAAGUACAUCCUGUCUGUGAAGCAAGGGGACUGCCCAGCACCUGAGAAGGCCAGUGGUUUUGCAGCUGCCUGUGUUGAAAGCUGUGAAGCUGAUAGUGAAUGUUCUGGAGUGAAGAAAUGCUGUUCCAAUGGAUGUGGACAUACGUGCCAAGUUCCAAAAAAUCUGUACAAAGGUGUUCCACUGAAACCCCGGAAAGAGUUAAAAUUUGUAGAACUUCAAUCUGGAGACCUGGAGGUGAAGUGGUCUUCAAAAUUCAAUAUUUCCAUUGAGCCUGUGAUCUAUGUUGUUCAGAGGAGAUGGAAUCAAGGAAUCCAUCCUAGUGAGGAUGAUGCUACUAGCUGGCAAACUGUGGCACAGACUACAGAUGAGCGGGUUCAGCUGUCGGACAUCAGGGCAAGCAGGUGGUACCAGUUCCGGGUGGCAGCUGUGAACGUGCAUGGGACGAGAGGCUUCACAGCACCCAGCAAGCACUUCCGCUCCUCAAAAGAUCCAUCUGCUCCACCAGCCCCAUCUAAUAUCAGAAUAGCCAAUAUCACUGCAAACAAUGAUGGAAGUGUGAAUGUAAUGAUUGCUUGGGAUCUUCCAGAAGAGCCUGAUAUCCCAGUGCACCACUACAAAGUCUUCUGGAGCUGGACAUACAGCAAAUAUGUGAUCCCAGCUAAAAAAAAGAGAAGGAAGAUUACUGAUGGGCCCCAAAAUUAUGUGGUCCUGGAGGGACUCCAACCCAACAGCAACUACAAUGUGGAACUGCAGGCAGUAACACGUUGGGGUCAGAUACGCCUAAAAAGUACUAAAGUUUCUCUUCAUUUUAGCACAACUCAGGAUACCAGGAAUAAUAAAGAGCAGAUCUCUUCUGUUGUGAAACCCCAGAAAGGACUGGUAGAUCCUUUCCCAACCUUUCAAAGAAGAAAAACCACUCGUUUUCUUAAAGUUGGAACUCCCUUCUAUCAGGACAAUCAACUUCAAGUCAAAGUCUACUGGAAGAAAACAGAUGCCAGUAUGAAUCAAUACCAAGUCCACUGGUUACUGGAGUCCUGUGCACGCAAUGACACCAAAGGACUUGGGAAAGUAACUGAGUUGACUUAUGAAAACUACAUAAUUCUGAAGGACCUGUCAUUUUCAUGCAAAUACAAAGUAACUGUUUUGCCUGCAAAACCUAAAGGUCGUUUUAAGGCUGAGAGUAUUUUCUUUAUCACCCCACCAUGCUCUGCAUUUAAAGAAAAAAACCACAAGCACAUUAAUUGUCCUGCUGAAGGAGUGCCAGUUCUACCCAAAGUGUUGGCCAAACCCGAGAAUCUGUCUGCGUCUUUCAUUGUUCAGGAAGGUAACAUCACUGGUCAUUUUUCCUGGAAGAUAUCUAAGGCAGUCCUUCAUCAGCCUAUGACAGGGUUUCAAGUCACAUGGGCAGAAGUAACCACAGAAAGCCGACAGAACAGCUUACCCAACAGCAUCAUUUCACAGUCGCAGAUACUGCCAGCAGAUCAUUAUGUACUGACUGUGCCCAAUCUGCGACCAUCAAUGCUGUACCGAUUAGAAGUUCAAGUGCUGACAACUGGUGGUGAAGGGCCAGCUACAAUAAAAUCAUUCCAAACACCUGAUCUUCCUCCAUUUUCACCCCACAGACCUCUUCUGAAGCAGCAUCAUCCACAUCAUUACAAGCCACCCCCAGAGAAAUAUUAGACUCUUUCAGGUGAUUACACAAAUAACUGAGAGAAAAACUGAGCUCCCACAUGAAAGUUAGAAAAAUGCACGUCUGUAGGAGCAAUGAAUCCAGUUUUCCAGGGGAAGUUAACAUCCUGUAAGAUCUAUAUCUACUUCUAUGUAGUUUAGCCAUUAAGAAUUGUGUUUGUACCAACAGCAGGAUGAAAUAUACAGCAAGUAUCAUUUCAAUACCACCACUAUACAACAAGCGGAAGAUCAUCCAACUCAACGCUUGCGAGAAAAUCAAAAGUGUGUUCGUCAUAAUGUUUUUGUAUUCCUAAGUUUAAAAUAGAUUGAAAGGGUGCAGUGUGUACAGCUUUUUAUCCUAUUGACUUUAAUGUUAAUAUUUGAGAGGUUGUCCUGUGAUGUAUACAUACUUUUGAACACUGGAGGCCAGAACAAGUGUAUUUAAAUUGAUAUCUUUAACUUAAAGCUCUGUGUUUUCACCAGUUUAAGCCCCAGUAUAUGUAGCUUUUUACUAUUAGAUGUUCAUAUGUUCAUAUGCCUGAAAUAAGGAUAUAAGUAAAAUAAGUAUCGGUAAUAAAAACCAUAAAUAAGUCAGUAUUUAAUACUUGCAGAAUCAUCACAAAGGAGAACAAUGAUACAUAUACCUAGACAAUGAUCUGUUCUGAAGCAUGGAGAUCUUAUAUUAAAAUAGUUAAUAGUUGAACUGUGUACAUGGUAGUUGUACCAUUGUAAAAAAAAAAAAAAAAAGAGAGAAAAGAAAAAAAGGCCAUUAGGCCAUUAACACCAAUUAACUUCUGCUAGAAAAUGUAAGAAUGACUUUGA